UCAGGUCAGCGGGUGACAAUGGUGAUUCGGUAGUUUCCAAUUUAAAUUUCGAAUCUGAAUUUAUUUUAAAAAUUGCCAUGAGUGCGAUUUUUAACAAAGUGUAAGUGUCGGUUUUACUCGUAAUACUGUCCGGAAAAAAUACGAACACCAUGAAUGAGAAAGUGCAGCUAGAAAAGACCCUCGGUCUCCCACCCAUGGAGCUGGCUGAAGGAACCACUUACAUCAAAAGAGAAAGCGGUUCGAACAUCGCACAGAAAUGCUUCCAUCCGUGGCUGAAGAGAGCGUUGCAGACCGUACUGCUCACUGCUUGUGCUGUCGGUACUUUCGUUGUUCUACUGCGGCUGUUACAGAGCACAGAUAAUAACAACAAAAGUACAGAGAUAAUAGUAGUCACUGGGUUACGUGAUUCGCCAAACAUAACAGUCCAACAGCAUAAUUUCGAGAUCAUUCUUCAACUACGAAACAAAACUUCCAAUCGUUCGAGAAGAAAACGAAGCAUCACCAGUAAACAAGAUUUGUUGGCCACAUUCAAAUUACACGAAGAGGUUGUGAAAAAAGCAAGAAAUAUUGUGAUGAAUCAUGACAAACCUUGUAACAGUGACACUCAGGAUAGCAUAUGCAGAGAUCUCGUUCAUAAACUAGAUUUGGUUACUAAAAAACGUAGUGCAGGCCAUACUAACGAGGGCUUGAAAAACCAUGAAGAUGUUUUAACUAGUGCAAGAGAAAGUGAUACUAUAAUAGAAGACGUUAAUCAUGAAGGAGAUCAUAUCAUGGAUGCCAAUGAAGGGGAAGAUCAUCAUGAUCAUGGUUUUCAAGCCAGAAGUCAAUACCCAGGCCCAGCUUACCCCAACCCAGGACCAUCGUACCCUAUAGUAGCGCCUGCUCCUAUAGCUGACACUUGUCUGUUGGCACGCCUGCUGAAACACAAUCCUCAGCAACUUCAUGGAGUUUACGAUGUACCACCCAGUUACAUACCACAUUCUCCAGUGCCGGUUCCGUACCAGCAAAUUCCUCCACCGUACCCUGAAUAUGGGCCACCAGCAUACCACGUGCCGUACCACGGUCGUGCCGUCUCAGAUGUUCAGGAGCAUGAAGAUCAUAACGUCCAUCCACAGGAUAUCGAAAUUUUGCGCUCUCAUACCACGACGCCACGCAUCACCCUUACAAACGAGUCUCUCUCCUCAACCAGAGAAGCUGACUGUCCUAUAGGUUCAGUUUCCUGUGAAGACGGAGGGUCUUGCGUGGCUCAGAAGCAGUGGUGUGAUGGCCUGGUCGAUUGUGCUGACGCCAGUGAUGAGGCCAGGUGCACUUGCAAGGCUAGAGUGGAUAAGUCCAGACUAUGCGAUGGCUAUUACGACUGUCCGUUUGGAGAAGAUGAGAUGGGAUGUUUUGGCUGCAGUGAAGACACCUUCAGCUGCGAGGACCUGGACCUGAACUCCCGCAGCAGCUGCUUCAGCCGCGAGCAGCGCUGCGACAACACCGCCGACUGCCCCAACCGCAAGGACGAGCUCGAGUGCAACCUGCUAGCCCCCAGUCUGCAUGACAAACCGAUGUUUGCAGUGUCCAAUACUGAGGGAUUUCUGCAAAGGAACUUCCGAGGUACGUGGUUCCCAGUGUGCAACAACCCUUACAUGUGGGCCCACGACGCUUGCCGCAGGGAAACGGGCCUUAUUAUCAGGCCCCCAUACAUCCAGAUGGUGCCCAUAGACCCUCGCCUCAAAGUGACGUACCUAAACACCGGCCCCGGCGGCGUGCAGAUGAGCGACAGUUGUGUGAACUCCUCAGCAGUCUACGUGACCUGCCCUGACCUGCUGUGCGGGACACGGGUGCUGACUACUCCGCAGUUCUUGAGAGAGAACGCCGCAUUCGAAAACCACCUAUUCGGACGAAACAAAAGAUUCUUACUCAGAAACCCGCGAUACUCAAUCGUCUACUUCAACCGCUCCAAGCGGCAUGUCAACAGUACUUUCAGCCGUAACUCUGUGGCUGAGGAAAAUGUGCCUUACAUUGAUGGUGGUAUAAGGGGUUGGAGAGAUAAAAGGGCUGAGACGAGGGUGGUGGGGGGCAGGCCGAGCCAGCCCGCCGCUUGGCCCUGGAUGAUCGCGUUGUACAGAAAUGGCAUGUUCCACUGCGGAGGCGUCGUCAUCAGCCAGAAGUGGGUCGUGUCGGCUGCUCACUGCGUUCAUAAGUUUUGGGAGCACUACUACGAGAUUCAAGUGGGUAUGCUGCGUCGUUUUUCAUUUUCGCCGCAAGAGUCGAACCACCGGGUGACUCACGUGAUAGUGAACCAGCACUACGAUCGAGUGGACAUGAAGAACGACUUGUCACUUCUGCGGGUGACGCCGUCGAUUCAGUUCAGUCGCUGGGUACGUCCCAUAUGUCUGCCGGGACCUGACACGGCCGGACCUGACUGGAAGUGGGGUCCGCCCUCGGGGACCAGCUGUGUUGCUGUGGGCUGGGGAGCCACUGUGGAGCACGGACCGGAUCCUGAUCAUAUGCGUGAAGUGGAGGUUCCAAUAUGGGGUCAGUGUAAACACAGAGAAGAUAGAGCCGGCAAGGAAAUUUGUGCAGGACCUGUGGAAGGAGGCAAAGAUGCUUGCCAGGGAGAUAGUGGCGGUCCACUUCUAUGCAGGAAUCCUCUGAACGCACAGCAGUGGUACAUGGCUGGCAUCGUGAGUCACGGAGACGGCUGUGCACGCAAGGGGGAACCAGGCGUCUACACCAGAGUCAGCUUGUUUGUCAAAUGGAUCAAGUUUCAUAUCUUUUCUAAAACAUUACCUGGAAUCCAACCUAAACAAGAAUGUCCUGGAUUCAAGUGUAUAUCGGGAAUAGCAAAAUGUUUACCGAAAAAAAGAAUGUGUGAUAAAAUCAUUGACUGUUUAGAUGGUGAGGAUGAAAUGAACUGCAACUUUGACUCACCUCUUCAUGGUGCUGAUAAAAAUAUGUUUAUUUCCGAGAACACAGUUGAAAAAAGAAAUAAUUUUGAAACAAAGGAAGCAGAAACUGAGUCUCCAACAGUUAAAGAUACUACUCAAGGUUCUAAAGAUAUAAUUGAAGAUACAGAUACUAGUGAAACAAAUAAUAUACGCACUGUUUCUCAUCAAGCAACAAUGAGAGAUAAUUCAGAUUCCGCUGGUACUGUUUCCCGGGGUGACAUUGAAACGAUAUCGAUAUCUGUUACAAAAGAUCCCUUAGAAUCAAGAUCAAUGAUGUUAGAUAGCCAGAAGAAAAAUGAAGAGCUUAGGGAAUCUGAUAUUCCAGAAAACUUUGACGAUUUCACAACAAUUACUACACAGUCACCCGAAAAAAACUCUAUAACAACUAUAAGUGACACAACAGAAGAUUUCAGCCAAUCAGUAGAACAUGAAACUCAAAGUGUGGAGAAUGAGAGUCAAGAAAUAGGAAUCAAAAAUCCUCAAACAAAAUCUACAACAGAGAAAAUACAUGCUGAGCAAGACAGUGAUUCGACGGAAGAGAAAGACCAUUCUAAAGAACGUAAAAUUAACAAGGAAGAUCAGGAAGCCACAGACACUACAACAACUGACUCUUCUUCUGUAGCUAAUACUGAUAUCAUAGAUUCCACUACUCAAAAAAGUACAAUUACUACUCGUAGUGAGACUGUUGAUUUGGAUGAUAAAGAAUCUAAAACCUUUUCGUUAGAUCUUCCACUUGAUGAAAGUGAUCUGACCAAUAAUCAUCAUGUCAACAAACAUGAUCAAAAUUCAGACUUAUCUUCAGAACCUGAAAGUAAAAGCAUAGUCGACAAAAUAAAAGGACUAGUGUUGGCAAAGUAUCUAGUACCCGCCAACAUAAAAAAGAAGCAUCGCGUACCAAAAUUCUUUGAAUGCAGAAGAAUUAAUCAAAGCAUUCCUUACCAUCACCGCUGCAACCACAAGGCUGACUGUGAAGACGGGACGGACGAGCUGGACUGUUCGUGUGUGGACUACGUCACUACUUUUGAUGAAAAACUUAUAUGCGACGGUGUAGUGGACUGUGCUGAUGGCCAUGAUGAACUUAACUGCUAUUCUUGCGCCGACGAUCACUUUUUAUGUAAGAAAAGCCAAACGUGUUUACCGCUUAGUUUUGUUUGUGAUAAAAAGCCACAGUGCCCUCAAGGAGAAGAUGAAUUGGAUUGCUUCGCACUGAGUAAUGGGAAAAAUAUUGAGAUUGACUUCGAUGGAAGGCCAAAAGUUGCUCUCGAAGGUUACAUUACUCGUAGAAACAGGAAUAAUUGGAAUAUAGUAUGCGAAGAUAAACUCUCUUUUGAUCGACAGGAAGCUGCUGCUUCUCAUAUUUGUCGUUAUUUGGGAUUCAGCGCAGCAAAUAGCUAUCACGUGAAAUACAUUAACAUCAAGGAUGAAAUACUCACUGAAUCAAACAAUGAUUUUAGAAGAAAACGAGAUGCAUCUUCUGUUCCCAUUAGUUUCAUGUACAGAACGGCUGAAGAAGAUUCAGACAAAGCUAGAAACAUUGUAAUAAGAGACCCUCAAGUUAUAAAAGAGCAGUGUGUCCCGAAUAUAACAAAGACUUGCAUGUCAUUAUACGUCUCAUGUGAGCUCAAUUUGUACAGUGACUUUACCGAGUUCUAUGAAUUAGAAAAUGAUAUUGCAUUUAGACAAGCUGAUGGUAAAGCGGUGAGAAGGCUAUGGCCAUGGGUGGCUAAGGUGUUUGUCGAAGGCGAGUACCGGUGUACAGGAGUGCUCGUGGAUUUAUCUUGGGUUCUUGUCAGUCAUUCGUGUCUUUGGGAUUCUAUGUUGAUUCAAAACUACAUAACAGUGGUCCUUGGUGCUCAACGGACGUUGAAAGCAACUCAUGGUCCCUAUGAGCAAAUCUAUCAAGUGAAUGGUAAAAAAGAACUUUACCACAGUAAAGCAGCCCUUCUCCAUUUGAAAGAGCCGGCAAGCUAUUCAAGAUUGGUCAAGCCAAUGGUAGUUCCUGCAGUUACCACUCACAGCGAAGAAAACGAUGCUGUUUGUGUAGCAGUCGGACAAGAUGACAAUAAUAAAACCGUCAGCGUUUUCCUGAAGGAAACUGAAGAAGGCUGUGAUUUACACAACAAAUGUUUUAAACGACACAAACCUGAGCUUAUCUGUCCGGCUGACAUGAAGUCUCGUCGCUCCUGGUCGGGCAUUGUCAGCUGUCACUCGGCGCGCGGCUGGGCCCCGGCCGCCUCGUUUGUGGAGGCCGGCGGAGAGUGCGGCUUUGGAGACAGGAUUGUUGGCGUGGAUGUUGACAACCUUGGGAGCGAGAUUAAACAUGCAUCUGGUAAAGUUCUAUCAACAUCGACGGAACAAGUGACGACAGACGCAUGCGACGGCAUCAGGUGUCGGCGGGGGAAGUGCAUCAAGUUCUCUCAACUGUGUGAUGACGUCAGGGACUGUGAGGAUGGGUACGACGAGUCUGACACCGCGUGCAUGAAGAAACAGACGGUUUGCGAGGAGGAUCCGCAUCAUAGAGGCUGUGAAUGCACAUCGGGCCAGAUGAAAUGCAAGAACGGGCGGUGCAUCGCAAAAGAGCUCUUCGGUGAUGGGAACAACGACUGUUAUGACGGAUCAGACGAGCCGGGCCGAGUCGUCACGUGUGCGCAGUACCUCUCCAGGGUUAUGCCUCUGAGACUGUGUGAUGGAGUCUUGCACUGCGAUGAUAAGAGUGAUGAAGACCCCAUGUUCUGCAAGUGCUUCUCUAAGAAGUCUUACAAAUGCGGUUCCACCGAGCACUGCGUGGCCCCGGACCUGGUGUGCGACGGCUCCCCGGACUGCCCCCACAAGGAGGACGAGGCCACCUGCAUGGCCAUCAGCGCCCCGGAAGGGACUCCGUAUGGCACUGGCGAGGUCAUCGUCCGGUCGCAUGGCGUGUGGCACUCCAAAUGCUACCCUAAAGAGAACCACACAAGGUCUGAAUUGGAAGACAUCUGCCGCCAGCUAGGCUUCAUAAGUGGGCAUGCGAAACAACUGAAAGUGGGACAAAAGUCCACUUUUCAUCCAGUGACUAAAGUGGUCCUUGAGCCGUUCACCGAGGUGGUACUGAAUAACAACACGAGGAUAAAGCUAAGGAAUAGCGACCAACCGCUGGCCAGGGCUGUGGUCAAUGAAGAUCUAGAAAAUUGCUAUCCAGUUUAUAUAGAAUGUCUAUAAUUUUAGUUUUACUUUUAGCAUAUACUUUUUUAUUGUUUUACGUAUUUUAAUAAAUUAUUUGUUUC
Molecule: messenger RNA, 6199 nt
Organism: Plutella xylostella (diamondback moth)
Lineage: Eukaryota; Metazoa; Arthropoda; Insecta; Lepidoptera; Plutellidae
Gene: ndl
Product: serine protease nudel
Biological process (GO): proteolysis
Cellular component (GO): membrane
Molecular function (GO): serine-type endopeptidase activity; protein binding
Source: RefSeq, a predicted model, not a curated record